CCUAAGACAAUGAAACGAUGUAGGCUAAUAGAAUGAAGGGAGAAUAUUCUAACAGCCAGGUGCCGCUCCAGCGGCAGCGCUGCUGGGACCAGUCCCACCGCUUCCCCCACUGCUACUGUCGGCACCACGGCCACCUCCACGGCCACCACGAGGGCGGCCACCACGGGAGCGGCUAAUGCGGCGUUGAGUUCGGCGGAGGCAGGCUGGGCAGCGUGGAGAGUGGCGGUGGGCUCCUAGAGGAGCUUGACCUCGGUGUCGAUGAUCCAUUGCACGACAGUGGGGAGGUCGGCAUAGGGGUCGCUCUCAGUGAACGCGAUGAUGCGCAUGUCACACUAAGGGGUGAGACCGUGGAGGAGGUUGUGGAUGUGGAGCUCAGGAGGCAACACAACACGACGAGCCUCAAGACGAGAGGCAAUGUCGAGGAGGCGGCUGGUGAAAUCGACAGCGCCAUUGCUGCUGUCGAGCGUGAUGCUGUUGUACUCGCGAAAUAGCAUGCCAAGCGAGCCGAUGUCGCGACGCUUGAACAUGGCGUGGAGCUCAGUCCACAGCUGAGCGGCAGGGAGCUCUCGAGCUUGGAAGCGCCGCAUCAUGUCGACGGGAAGAGCACCGAGGACAAUGGUGGAGGCGCGCAGGUCAGCCUCACACCAUGCAGCGAUGGUGACGGCAUAGGUCGCCUUCUGUUGUGCCUAGCGAGCGGCUUGCAGGCGAUGAUCCGCGGCACGUUCGGAGGCGAGGUCGAAUGCCUGCUUCUUGAACUUGUAGUUGGCGCGCCGCUGUAGGAACUUCUGGCAGGCGUCGUCAUAGGCCUCUUUGGCAACACGCUCGGCCUCAGGGUCGUCCGGCUGCGCGGGAGGGACCUCAGGUCGCUCUAGUGAAUCUCUAGGGUUGCGAGGGACAUCAGGCUCAGGACCGGGAUCGACGGGCGUGGUGGGGCGAAGGGCCGAAGCCUUACGCUAAGGAUGUCGAGCAGCUUGUACGGCUGGACCCAAGCGCCGCCGAGGACUCGCUAGAUACUCCCAACGAAGGAGUACCAGUUGGUGGCGGACUUGUCUGCGGCCAGCAGGAGCUUGUCAACGGAUGAGGCGUCGACGGGCGGAGGGAAGGACACCAUGAGGUUGGGUGCAGCGCAAGCAGGACGCGCGCGGCGGCACAGAGAGGAGCGACUGCGGGUGGACCCGCGCGGCUCGGGGAGGCGGCGGCGGCGAGGGAACUCGCCGCGGCACAGCGAGGAGCGACAGCGGGUGGACCCGCGUGGCUCGAGAAGUCGGCGGCGGCGAGAGAACUCGCGGAAGCACGGCGAGGAGCGACAGCGAGUGGACCCGCGUGGCUCACGAAAGCGGCAGCGGCGGGCGGGCUCGCGGCGGCACGAGGAGGGAGCGACGACGGGUGGACCGGCGCGGCUCAAAAGAGUGAUGGCGGCUCCGUGGAGCAGCGGCAACGGCUGCCGAAAAGAAGGGCAGCUACGGGGGCUGGCGACGGAGCGGCGGCGGCGGUUGCUGGCAGGAGCGGCGGCGGCCGGUGGCACAGUGGCGGCGGCGGCUGCAAAGAAAAUCGUCCCUUGGAAAAAGGAGCUUGCACGAAAACCACUCGUAGGACUCGAACAAGACUUCCUUGGGAUAUAGAAAUUGCACGACCACUGAGGCAGUCGUUAGGAUCAGUAAGGCCUCCAUUUACCACACGCGCAACAAAAUCCCAAGGCACGACUCUGCCUUAGCGUUGGCAUGAAAACCUAGACACACUUUGUCUCAGAGACAGAUUUGAAGCUGGAAUAUAGGUUUGCUUUACGAAUACACAGGAGUGAGACAAGUCAGAGAACGGCGAGUGAGAGGGAGGGAACGAAAUCGCCACAGACUGGGGAAAUAUGAUGGGUGUG
This is a messenger RNA of Closterium sp. NIES-67, 1873 nucleotides long. The record is from the annotation of a GenBank genome assembly. Lineage: Eukaryota; Viridiplantae; Streptophyta; Zygnematophyceae; Desmidiales; Closteriaceae.